AUGUGGGCCGCUGGCCACGUGCGGCUUCGCAGCAUCUCGGCGGCGACUUCCGCCAUCUGGGGCCGCUGCCUGAGGCAGGGGGCGGCCAUGGCCAAGAGCAAAUUCGAGUACGUGCGGGACUUCGAGGCCGACGACACCUGCUUGCCCCACUGCUGGGUGGUGGUGCGGCUGGACGGCAGAAACUUCCACCGGUUUGCUGAGAAGCACAAUUUUGCGAAGCCUAAUGAUAGCCGAGCUCUCUAUCUAAUGACCAAGUGUGCCCAGACUGUAAUGGAGGAACUGGAGGAUAUUGUGAUUGCAUACGGACAGAGUGACGAGUACAGCUUUGUGUUCAAGCGCAAGAGCAAUUGGUUUAAAAGAAGAGCCAGUAAGUUCAUGACUCACGUGGCCUCCCAGUUUGCCUCCAGCUAUGUGUUUUAUUGGCGGGAUUUCUUUGAAGACCAGCCUCUUCUGUAUCCUCCAGGCUUUGAUGGAAGAGUUGUGGUGUAUCCUAGCAACCAGAUUUUAAAGGACUACCUCAGUUGGCGGCAAGCAGACUGCCACAUCAACAAUCUCUACAACACAGUAUUCUGGGCACUUAUACAGCAGUCUGGACUGACUCCGGUACAAGCCCAGGAGCGAUUGCAGGGGACUCUUGCGGCAGACAAAAAUGAGAUUCUGUUUUCUGAAUUCAACAUCAACUAUAACAAUGAGCCGCUGAUGUAUAGGAAAGGAACGGUGUUGAUAUGGCAGAAGGUAGAUGAAGUCAUGACAAAAGAAAUCAAACUGCCGGCAGAAAUGGAAGGGACAAGGAUGGCUGUGACCCGAACACGGACGAGGCCAGUGCCCUUGCACUGUGACAUCAUCGGGGAUGCCUUCUGGAAAGAGCACCCAGAGAUUCUGGAUGAAGACAGCUGACACUUUACUUUCCAGCCCUGGAGAUAGUGUAACAUGGCAAUUCCUUGCAGGUCUCCUGGGGCCGGGGGAGCCACCUCUACCACCCAUGACUGGUUGUGGCAGUGAUGCAGCCCUUCGGGAGAGGGGGUGGGAAGGAU
This is a messenger RNA of Suncus etruscus (white-toothed pygmy shrew), 1034 nucleotides long. It is a transcript of the gene THG1L, whose product is annotated as tRNA-histidine guanylyltransferase 1 like. NCBI's taxonomy places the organism in Eukaryota, Metazoa, Chordata, Mammalia, Eulipotyphla, Soricidae. Gene Ontology annotation, molecular function: magnesium ion binding; tRNA guanylyltransferase activity. The transcript has 6 exons. The coding region runs from base 1 to 897 and encodes 298 amino acids. The record is from RefSeq and is a predicted model, not a curated record. Gene Ontology annotation, biological process: tRNA modification.